AUGGCUUCCUUUUCUGUCCACACUCUACCCAAUACUGCUCCGGACCAUGACACGCUUCUUGAGUAUUCAUCGCGACUCAAGACUCUCAGGCUGAGAAGUCUGAAAGAGGAUGCGAAGAGCUUCAUAUCCAAAUAUGAAAGCGAAGUCAGCCAGCCGGAAUGCUUCUGGCUGAAAAGACUCAAAGACGAUCGGGCCACCCACCUUGUACUGCUUCGCCACGACACACUGACUCAGAAAUCGACCCUGUUGGAGCAUCAGUGGGUUGGAUUUGUGGUCAUCGUCGCACCAGACCGCAAGGAAGUCAAUGAUGCAGGUCAAUCAUCACCCGCCGAGUGGUAUAUGGCAGCACUCUAUGUCGAACCCGAGGUGCGUGGGCAAGGGUUGGGAAAGCGCCUUGUUCAGGCGACCAUCGACCACGUCAGGGAUAAUUCUUCAACAGAACAUGGCAGGUCCUCAUGCUGCCUCACAAGCGUCGUACAUGGCAAUGAGAAUGCCCUGGACCUAUAUCAAAAACUUGGAUUUCGUAUCAUCAAUCCGAACGAGGAAGUGGAAAAGGAAGGAAGGAAGUAUCUUUCGACGACGCUGAGAAUGGAGGUGUUCAUAAAAGAAAGAAAAGGACUCGAACAGUGA
Fonsecaea erecta is the source of this 630-nucleotide messenger RNA. RefSeq lists its product as hypothetical. The record is from RefSeq and is a predicted model, not a curated record. The transcript has a single exon. NCBI's taxonomy places the organism in Eukaryota, Fungi, Ascomycota, Eurotiomycetes, Chaetothyriales, Herpotrichiellaceae. Gene Ontology annotation, molecular function: acyltransferase activity, transferring groups other than amino-acyl groups. Bases 1 to 630 code for a protein of 209 amino acids.